CAGAGUUGUCGAGCCUUGGAUGACAACCUCGUGUGGCACCACGCGCCGUGGUGACAGGCUACAGGCUAAAAAAAGUCUCGGAGUCUCCAUGGUCGAGUCCUGCCCGUUCCGGAAUGAACAUUCGACUUACAUAAUAAUUGAAACACGGCGGCCUUACGGAAGGUCCCCUGGUGACUGCACGACGUGUUUGUUUUUGCGCAACAAAGUGACAUGGUGCAACACAAAGCAGGGGACAAUAAGCGAAAGAGGACAAUUGCGGCAAACGGCUUUUGUGCUUGAAUGGGGAUGAGCGUAAUAGCUUCCUAUUGUCUGCUCUUGUUCUCUUUUGGAACAAGGCGCGGCAAGAAGCUUCCAUUUCCACGCCAGUGAGAAUAUAAGCGCAGGAGCUCGCCGUGCCACCCAUCCGGCCCCUCUCCCGUCUACUUCCGCUGUGUCUCAUCUAGACCACAUCUACGACCCCCGUU
Molecule: messenger RNA, 464 nt
Organism: Mycena citricolor
Lineage: Eukaryota; Fungi; Basidiomycota; Agaricomycetes; Agaricales; Mycenaceae
Source: the annotation of a GenBank genome assembly